AUGGACGUUGCCGCGGGCCCCGAGUCGCUGGAAAGCUGCUUUAACCGGAGUUCCACCGAGCGCUCCAAGAUGCUGGAUGGGAUUAAGAUGGAAGAUCUCCCGCUGAGAUCGGGGCCCGCGACUCUGGGCGUGCUGCUGGGCUCGGAGUGUCAGCACCAGGCCGUGUGCGAAGGCUGCCAGCAGCCGAUCUCCGACCGCUUCCUGAUGCGCGUCAACGAAUCCUCGUGGCAUGAGGAGUGUCUGCAGUGCGCCGCGUGUCAGCAGGCCCUGACCACCAGCUGCUACCUCAGGGAUCGCAAGCUGUACUGCAAGCAAGACUACCAACAGUUGUUUGCUGCAAAAUGCAGUGGAUGCAUGGAGAAGAUCGCCCCGACGGAGUUUGUGAUGCGGGCCCUGGAAAGCGUGUACCACUUGGGCUGCUUCUGCUGUUGUGUCUGUGAGAGGCAGCUGAGGAAAGGCGAUGAGUUUGUUCUGAAGGAAGGGCAGCUGCUCUGCAAAAGCGACUAUGAAAAGGAGAAAGAUUUGCUCAGUUCCGUCAGUCCAGAUGACUCCGAUUCAGUCAAAAGUGAUGACGAAGAUGGGGAUGUCAAACCGACCAAAGGACAAGUAAACCCAGGGAAGGGCAGCGAUGAUGGGAAAGAUCCAAGGAGACCAAAGCGUCCACGGACAAUACUCACAACGCAGCAGAGGAGAGCUUUCAAAGCUUCUUUUGAAGUCUCAUCCAAGCCUUGUAGGAAGGUCAGGGAGACGCUAGCAGCUGAAACUGGACUCAGUGUCCGAGUCGUUCAAGUGUGGUUUCAGAAUCAAAGAGCAAAGAUGAAGAAGCUGGCCCGGCGGCAUCAGCAGCAGCAGGAGCAGCAGAAUUCUCAGCGGCUUGGUCAAGGUGAAGCCACGGUGGUCCUGGGGUUGGGCCCGGAAGUAAUGUCCAACCGAAUGGAAGGGAUGAUGACGUCUUACACGCCACUCGCACCGCAGCAGCAGCAAAUCGUACCGAUGGACCAGAGCACCUACGCCACUGACCCCUUCCAGCAAGGUCUCACCCCACCACAAAUGCCAGGAAACGACUCCAUUUUCCACGACAUCGACAGUGAUACCUCUUUAACUAGCUUGAGCGACUGUUUCCUGGCCUCCUCAGAAGUGAACUCCAUGCAAGCCAGGGUAGGAAAUCCAAUUGAUAGGCUCUAUUCUAUGCAGAGUUCCUAUUUCGCUUCAUGA
Molecule: messenger RNA, 1215 nt
Organism: Varanus komodoensis (Komodo dragon)
Lineage: Eukaryota; Metazoa; Chordata; Lepidosauria; Squamata; Varanidae
Gene: LMX1B
Product: LIM homeobox transcription factor 1 beta
Exons: 9
Coding region: 1-1215 (404 amino acids)
Biological process (GO): regulation of transcription by RNA polymerase II; neuron differentiation
Cellular component (GO): nucleus
Molecular function (GO): DNA-binding transcription factor activity, RNA polymerase II-specific; RNA polymerase II transcription regulatory region sequence-specific DNA binding
Source: RefSeq, a predicted model, not a curated record